AUGAUUAAAGUAAAGAGUUCAGGUUAAAAAGAAGUUGAUGCAGCUAAGUACUUCCUUGAAGCUAUUUUAUAAUUAAAAUAUCUUUUCAAUGAAUCUAAAUCAAUCAGUAUUGAAGUUCAAGGUGAAGACAUAUGUGUGGCAACUUGUGUUUUCGAAUUAUUAAAGAAUUAAUUUCCUAAUAAUAAAAAUUCAAUAAAAAUAAGUGGUAGUAUCAAAGACAUACAAGAUUGUGAAGAAAGUGGUUUAACAAUUAGUUUUUAAGUAUUGGAUUUUGGAAAUGAUAUAUAUAAUCCAAUAAUUUAUGUUGAAAAGUAUUUGCAGUAAUUAAUUAAAUAUGAAAAAUUAUAAAAAAAAAAAUAAUAAAGAGAAAAGAGAGUCAAAAUAAAAUAAAUAAUAAUAAUAAUAAUCAUAAUAAUAAUCAUAAUAAUAAGAUAAGGUUUAUUAAUGUAAUUACAAAAUAGAUCAAAAGAAAACUUUUUAGAAUAAAUUAUUAUCUCAAGUUCCAAAUUUUACCUCAUAGAACAAUAUUAUUAAAAUUACAAUCAUCAUAAACAGUAAAAUCAAGAUAUUCAAUAAUGACUCGCUUCUAUUCAGUAGUUACGGUGUACUAUAUUUAAUGGCUAUUAUAUCGAUUUCCUACUUUGAAAAUGCUUGGAUAGCUAUUUGGAUUGUUUAUACUCUAAUUCCUUUUUUGGACGAAUUUUUCUCUUUAGAUAGUCGUAAUCCAACCAAAGAUGAAUAAAUGUAAAUAACCCAAUAGAUUAUUAUUAGGAAACUAGAGUCAGAGAUGAAAUUUAAGCUUCCAUUAUAUGUGUGCGUCAUCUUUGAUUGGAUUAGUCUGGUUUGGAUGAUCAAUUUCCAUUUAAACAAUGAGAUCUAGUUAUUCAAUAAACUAGGUAUAAUCUUAUUUGUGUGGUAAUUUGGCUGCUUCGAAUAUCAAUAUUGAUGAAUUGCUUCAUAAGGAUAAUUUGCUUUACAAGUUAUUGGGAACUGUUAAAUUAGCUAGAAACCUGUACACACACUUUGCAAUAGAACAUCUUCAUGGUCAUCAUAGACAUGUUGCUACUCCUAAAGAUCCAGCAUCCUCAUUGAAAGGAUAAAAAAUAUGGCACUUUUUACAAUAAACCAUAAUCGGUUCAUAUCUAUCAGCUUGGAAUUAUGAAGCUGAUCUUAUGUAAAAGAAAUAUGGAUCAGUUAUUAGAAUCUAAAAUAGAAUGAUAUGGUAAUAAUUAAUUAUAUCAUAGGUAUACAAUUUCUUAUUUUAUUAUUCCAUGUAUUUUUUAUUAUUACUUUGGUUUUUUGGGAUGUGCCUAUUUCUUAGGUACAGUUAAUAAUAGUGUUUUGUAUUUAGAGACCAUAAAUUAUGUCGAACAUUAUGGUUUAAGCAGAAAAGAAAUAGAACCUGGAAAAUAUGAGAAAGUAGAUAUUAGACACAGUUGGAAUGCUCCUCAUAGAUUAUCCACUUAUCUUCUCUUUUAUUUGAAAAGACAUUCAGAUCAUCAUGAAAAUCCAUACAAAUCAUAUUAAACAAUUUGUUUUUAUGAUGAAAGUCCCUAAUUGCCGCAUGGAUAUACUGUUUGUAUAUUAUUGGCAUGGGAUCCAAACUUAUGGUUUGAAAUUAUGGAUUUGUAAUUAAAGAAUUGGGAAUAACAUAAACAAAAUGUCACCUCUGAAUAAGUACAUUAGAAAAUGCUUAAUUUCAUUUUCAAGAUAGGAAUUGUCACCACAACAUUAGCAACUGCUUCAAUUGCAUUAUGA
Molecule: messenger RNA, 1758 nt
Organism: Paramecium primaurelia
Lineage: Eukaryota; Ciliophora; Oligohymenophorea; Peniculida; Parameciidae
Source: the annotation of a GenBank genome assembly